AUGGGGAGGGUGUUCACAAGCUUCCUUCUGUUGCUCGUAUGUGGUGCAAUUGGCUUCGCACAGCACUGGUCGUAUGGCCUGCAACCAGGAGGAAAAAGAGAUGCUGAAAACCUGAUAGAAUCUUUCCAAGAGAUGGCAAAUGAGAUGGACAAACUGGGGGAGCUGCAGCAUUUUGAAUGCACCGCCACACAUCAGCGCCCCACAUUACGAGGACUUAAAGGAGCCUUAGCAAGUCUGAUUGACAGGGAGGCUGGGCAAAAGAAGAUUUAA
Gekko japonicus is the source of this 270-nucleotide messenger RNA. It is a transcript of the gene GNRH1, whose product is annotated as gonadotropin releasing hormone 1. Gene Ontology annotation, biological process: multicellular organism development. The record is from RefSeq and is a predicted model, not a curated record. Lineage: Eukaryota; Metazoa; Chordata; Lepidosauria; Squamata; Gekkonidae. Gene Ontology annotation, cellular component: extracellular region. Gene Ontology annotation, molecular function: gonadotropin hormone-releasing hormone activity. Bases 1 to 270 code for a protein of 89 amino acids. The transcript is spliced from 3 exons.